CUUCAGCAUGGGUCGUCUCCCUCACAACUGCAGGAAGGUAUACAUGCUGGACUUCGGACUGGCUCGUCAAUACACCAACGCCAACGGGGAGGUGCGGACGCCACGCGCUGCGGCCGGGUUCAGAGGGACAGUACGUUAUGCCUCCAUGAACGCACACAAGAACAAGGAGAUGGGGCGCCACGAUGAUCUGUGGUCCCUGUUUUACAUGAUUGUAGAAUUCGUCAAUGGACAGCUUCCUUGGAGAAAAAUUAAGGACAAGGAACAGGUGGGCCUCAUGAAGGAAAAGUACGACCACCGCCUACUUAUCAAGCAUCUCCCGUCCGACUUCAAACAGUUCCUGGAACACAUACAAAACCUUGAUUAUUACGACAAGCCAGACUACGCUAUGCUGUCUGGUUUAUUUGAGAGAUGUAUGAAGCGUCGAGGAGUGAAGGAGGCUGACCCGUUUGACUGGGAGAAGACUCCUACGGACAACUCCCUCGGCACAACCACUACUACUACGCAUGCUGUUAUCACGAAGCCGCAGCAUGUGGACAGCCGUUUGGUGUAUGGCGGUGGGGGCGUGACAGACAACAUGCUCGAUGACAAUGUCUUGGGCUCAGUGGACAACCAGGAGAACGUGGAGGCGCCCCACGACCACGACCACGACCCCAGGAGACGAAGGAGGCGAGACACCGUCCUACACCAGCCCCAGCCGAACAUCAACCAGCAACAGGUGGAGACUAAGGACCGCGUGCUGAACGAUAACAACGUCAAUGCGAACAUCAUCGUCAACAAUGAGAAGGACACGAACGAGGUGGAGAUGUCACCCAAGAAGAGAAAGGUGGAAGAGUUCACCUGCGAGAAAGAGGGAGAAGGAGGUGGGGAGAAGGAGAAGGAGGGCCGCCUCGAGUGUUCUACUGAUUGGGAUGGAGAUGCGGUCAUGGCCUCCAGACAAGGCCACACCACACCGAGAGGAGCUGGAAACGAGGAUAAUAAGAACAGAAAACCACUGGCAGUACUAAGGUUAUCAUCAGUAGAUACAGCUGUGGACGAUGUAGAUAUGAAUGUAGAACCUGCUAGCAAGAGGGAAGACCAGUACUCUGUCCAGGAUGGAAGUUACGUUAGCUUCCAGGAUGGAGGGCGGCUGGUGAGGAUGGAGCCCAGUGCAGGGGGGGUGUCUCCGGGCGGCUCCACACCCCCCACAGAGGGAGACUUCCACCCACAUGCUCGCGACCACACCCCACACCGAAGGACCCACCACAAAAGGUUCCACCCAGUUCAGCGAGCGAAGUACUUGGGUCAUCGCGAUGUGUCCAUCACCCAGUUUGCUCUGGCUGAUGAUGACAAUGUCUCCCAGCCGGCCACCAAGGGAGGGGGAGGAGGUCUUACUUUGGCCUCGCAGUGGAAAUCACAGUUUGACGACUCGGAGGAGACCGACAAUGAGCUGAAGGCGGACAACCUACAGAGCCCUGAGCACAAGCAACGCCUCACCCUGGUGUCCCCCUCGUCCCACGGCCCCGACGACACUGCCAUGACCCCCGUGCAGGACGCGGUGCCUGCGGAAAAGUCUCGGCGCGGCACUGAGCUCUCCAGAAUCAGCGAAGAUGACCGCCAUCGCUCCUCUGAUCACCACACCCACACCCAGGUCUGACCCUCCGCUAAAAAACUCAUG
Molecule: messenger RNA, 1654 nt
Organism: Penaeus indicus
Lineage: Eukaryota; Metazoa; Arthropoda; Malacostraca; Decapoda; Penaeidae
Product: tau-tubulin kinase homolog Asator-like
Exons: 11
Coding region: 8-1633 (541 amino acids)
Biological process (GO): signal transduction; peptidyl-serine phosphorylation
Cellular component (GO): nucleus; cytoplasm
Molecular function (GO): protein serine/threonine kinase activity; ATP binding
Source: RefSeq, a predicted model, not a curated record